ACGAAGGAAGCAGUCACCGCUGUGCAUCGGGCACACGUCGGCAUCAUUUCAAGGCCCCCCCGUAGCUUCCAUCACUUUGACCAUCUCGCCUCGAAGGAGGAGUAGGAGGAAGAGAGAAGCCGGCACAAGCGAGCCCAGCAAACGCACGGCACCACGGAUCAUUGGGAUCAAAACACGAGAGCUUAAUUGAGAAGCAGAGAAGGAGAUCAAGAAAAGCAGAGCAAAGCCGCCGGCGAAGAGGGAGGAGGUGGCCGGUGGGAUGGACGUGAAGCGGGCCCGGAGCCCGCGGGCUCCGGGCGUCGACGCCGACGACGACAAGAAGCGGGCCGCCGAGUGGCGCGGCGCCGUCCGGCCGCACAUGGUGCUGGUCGGCUUCCUCAUCACCCUGCCCGUCCUGGUCUUCGUCUUCGGCGGCCGCUGGGGCUCCUUCCAAACCACCUCCGCCCCCAACGUCGGCGGCCGCCACGUCGUCCCCGGCGGCGUAACAACGACACAAAAAAAUGAAGCCCCGAAAAACGUCUCUGUACCAGCCACUGCAACCAAAUCUCUGCCCCAACCCCAGGACAAGCUUCUCGGAGGACUACUCUCUGCCGCAUUCGAAGAAUCCUCAUGUCAGAGCAGAUACAAAUCAUCUCUCUACCGGAAGAAGUCUCCGUUCCCUCUGUCCCCUUACCUGGUUCAGAAGCUGCGGAAGUACGAGGCCUACCACAAGAAGUGCGGCCCUGGCACGAAGCGCUACCGGAAGGCGAUCGAGCAGCUCAAGGCGGGGCGCAACGCCGACAACGCCGAGUGCAAGUACGUGGUGUGGUUCCCCUGCAACGGCCUCGGCAACCGCAUGCUCACCAUCGCCUCCACCUUCCUGUACGCGCUCAUCUCCAACCGCGUCCUCCUCAUGCACGUCGCGGCGGAGCAGGAGGGCCUCUUCUGCGAGCCGUUCCCGGGGAGCUCGUGGGUGCUCCCGGGCGACUUCCCCCACAACAACCCGCAGGGCCUGCACAUCGGCGCGCCGGAGAGCUACGUCAACAUGCUCAAGAACAACGUCGUCCGCAACGACGACCCCGGCAGCGUGUCGGCGUCGUCGCUGCCGCCGUACGUGUACCUCCACGUCGAGCAGUUCCGGCUGAAGCUGUCCGACAACAUCUUCUGCGACGAGGACCAGUUGAUUCUCAACAAGUUCAACUGGAUGAUACUCAAAUCUGACAGCUACUUCGCGCCGGCGCUGUUCAUGACGCCGAUGUACGAGAAGGAGCUGGAAAAGAUGUUCCCGCAGAAGGAGUCAGUGUUCCAUCAUCUUGGGAGGUACCUGUUCCAUCCGACGAACAAAGUAUGGGGAAUCGUGAGCAGGUACUACGAAGCGUACCUUGCCAGAGUCGACGAGAAAAUCGGGUUCCAGAUACGGAUCUUCCCGGAGAAGCCGAUAAAAUUCGAGAACAUGUAUGAUCAGCUGACGAGGUGCAUCAGGGAGCAGCGGUUGUUGCCGGAGCUCGGCACGGCGGAGCCGGCGAACACGACUGCCGAAGCAGGGAAGGUGAAGGCCGUACUGAUCGCUUCUCUGUACUCGGGAUAUUACGAGAAGAUCCGUGGGAUGUACUACGAGAAUCCAACCAAGACUGGCGAGAUCGUCGCGGUGUACCAGCCGAGCCACGAGGAGCAGCAGCAGUACACGUCCAACGAGCACAACCAGAAGGCGCUGGCCGAGAUCUAUCUGCUCAGCUACUGCGACAAGAUCGCCAUGAGCGCCUGGUCGACGUUCGGGUACGUGGCCUACAGCUUCGCCGGCGUCAAGCCGUGGAUCCUGCUCCGGCCGGACUGGGACAAGGAGAGGUCGGAGGUGGCGUGCGUCAGGUCGACGUCGGUGGAGCCGUGCCUCCACUCGCCGCCGAUCCUCUCGUGCAGGGCCAAGAAGGAGGUCGACGCGGCCACCGUCAAGCCGUACGUUCGGCACUGCGAGGAUGUCGGGUUCGGUCUCAAGUUGUUCGAUAGCUAAUUUUUUGGAGAAGUGACUUCUUCGGUUUCACGUUCCGAAUUGCGUUCGUUACGUCACGUCCUGUGGAUUAACUAGGCCUUUUGGAGAUUCGUUAUAUUCGUUUGGACUCGUAUACACCUGAAAAUGCACAAAAUGUAUUAUGUAAAAUGUAUUAUGUAUCUGUAUUCAAAUUCGUUCUUCAUAAAACAAUUCGGAUAUAUAUAUACACACACGCAAACAGAUUCCCUCUCCA
Oryza sativa Japonica Group (Japanese rice) is the source of this 2219-nucleotide messenger RNA. RefSeq names its product probable fucosyltransferase 8. Lineage: Eukaryota; Viridiplantae; Streptophyta; Magnoliopsida; Poales; Poaceae. The record is from RefSeq and is a predicted model, not a curated record. Gene Ontology annotation, cellular component: Golgi apparatus; membrane. Gene Ontology annotation, biological process: cell wall biogenesis; xyloglucan biosynthetic process. Gene Ontology annotation, molecular function: galactoside 2-alpha-L-fucosyltransferase activity.